Prorocentrum cordatum is the source of this 912-nucleotide messenger RNA. The record is from the annotation of a GenBank genome assembly. Lineage: Eukaryota; Dinophyceae; Prorocentrales; Prorocentraceae.
AUGGGGGCCAUGCGAGACCUCCAGCUCAUCCCGCACGCUGACCCGAAGGAUCAUGUCCCCAUGCCCUGGCGCCUGAAGUACUGCCUCCACUACCAGGAUGACCACGAGGGCGACCCGACCUGGGACUACGACAGACUGGCGGGUUUGGCCGCGCCGCGAGGGGAUCAUGACCUCGUCGGGGAACUGGAACGCCUCUGCGAGAACACGGCUGCAGCGUGGCGCAGCUCUUCUAGACAGGACGACCCCUCCGAGGCGUGGCAGCCUCUCGUCUCUGACAUUCGGGAAGCAGCCUCGCCCCUCUACCAGCGCGGUGCACCACCUGGCCCGACAAGUGAGUACGCCCAACAACGGCAGGUACUUCUCGAGCGCCGCCGCAACCUCAGCAGGCAGUGCAGGACGGAGACCGACAGGCUUGCCAUCAGGGCCUGCGACAGGGAGAUCAAACGCACCAAACGCCGACUUGACACCCAGCACGUCGAGCAGUUAUUGCGGGAAGCCACCGCCGCUGCGGAGCGAGGACACACUACCACGGUCUGGAAGCUGGCGUACCAGAUUGGCGGCAGAUACCACGGAGUGAGGAAUCGGCGUUUCAAUACGAUACCACACUACCCCCCCUCCCUCGACGAGUGGACGACGACCCUACUGGCGGAUGCGGCAGAAGGAGGCUUCUCGGCAGUGCAGAUUCCUGAGCCCGAAUUUCCAGCUGAGAUCGCCCUGGCGCUGAGAGAGCAGAAUGAUCCAGACGGCACGUGGAAAGAUCUACGCGGUUAUCCCGCGGCAAUUGCGUACAACGACUGGACGGACACGCUGAGGCGCGAGGAGACCCGACUGGGGUUCCUGACGUCAGAGAUCGACCAGACCGACCACGACAAGUACCACACGUACAUCGCCCACGCUUGGCGGAGCGCCUAG